Molecule: messenger RNA, 1441 nt
Organism: Sphaerodactylus townsendi
Lineage: Eukaryota; Metazoa; Chordata; Lepidosauria; Squamata; Sphaerodactylidae
Product: keratin, type II cytoskeletal 75-like
Exons: 7
Coding region: 68-1441 (457 amino acids)
Biological process (GO): keratinization; intermediate filament organization
Cellular component (GO): keratin filament
Molecular function (GO): structural constituent of skin epidermis
Source: RefSeq, a predicted model, not a curated record
AGGGAAGGCACUUCAGAAGGAACCUUGCUCUGUUCAUCUUUCCUUUGUCUUCAGUCUAUGCGCUGCCAUGAGCCGACAGAUGAAUGCCAGGUCAUUGGGAGGAGGAAAGGGAUUUAGUGCUAGCUCUGCUCUUGUUUCUGGAGGGGUCAGGAGUAAUGCAUUCCCUCAAAACCGAAGGUGUGCGGGAGGUGCGAGUAGAAACUGCGGCUUUGGCAGCAGAAGCCUUUACAACCUGGGGGGGACAAAAAGUAUUUCCCAGAGUGUGGUUCCGGGAAACACCCGAUGUGGAGGUGGAUUUGGUGGCAGCAGUGGGUUUUGCUAUGGCGGAUUGGCCAGUGGUGGGUAUAUCAAUGGUAACAUUGGCAAUGGAAGAAACAGCCUGAGCUUUCUUUGCUACCCGCCGGGGGGAAUCCAAGAAGUGACCGUCAACCAGAGCCUCCUGGCACCUCUGAACAUGGAAAUUGAUCCUGAGAUCCAGAAAGUGCGAAAAGAGGAAAGGGAGCAAAUCAAGAACCUCAACGACAGAUUUGCUUCUUUCAUUGACAAGGUUCGCUUCCUGGAGCAACAAAAUAAAGUCCUGGAGACCAAAUGGAACCUCUUGCAACAGCACCCUGUCUCCCAAAUGAAGAACAGCGUCGAACCCCUCUUUGAAGUUUAUACCAACAGCAUUCGGAAGCACCUGGACUCGCUGCAGAGUGAAAAGGGAAAGCUGGGUUCCGAGUUCAAGAACAUGCAGGAUUUAGUGGAAGAUUUUAAGCACAGAUAUGAAGAAGAAAUUAACAGACGCACAACUGCUGAGAAUGAAUUUGUAUUGCUGAAAAAGGAUGUGGAUGCUGCCUAUAUGAACAAAGUGGAGCUGGAGGCCAGGGUAGCUUCUCUGACUGAUGAACACAACUUUCUGAGAUGCCUCUAUGAUACGGAGCUGGCCCAGAUGCGAGGACAGAUAAAUGACACCAGCAUAAUCCUUUCCAUGGAUAACAACCGUGACUUGGAUCUGGAUCGCAUCAUUGCCGAAGUGAAAGCUCAGUAUGAAGAAAUGGCAAGCAGGAGUCGAGCUGAGGUUGAUGCACUGUAUCAGAACAAGUUUCAGGAACUCCAGCUCACGGCUGGGAAACACGAUGAUGACUUGAAAAACUCCAAGGCGGAGAUUUCUGAGCUAAACAGACUCAUCCACAGGCUGAGAGGAGAAACAGAAAAUGUAAAGAAACAGUGCGUUCAUCUUCAGUCAGCCAUUGCUGACGCCGAAGACCGCGGAGAGACCACCCUCAAGAAUGCGAGGGAAAAACUAACAGAUCUGGAGAAUGCCACCCAGAAAUCUAAGGAAGAACUGGCUCGACUCCUGCGUGAUUACCAGGAACUCCUGAAUCUUAAGUUAGCCCUGGAUAUUGAGAUUGCCACCUAUAGGACACUUCUGGAAGAAGAGGAGUUCAGGUGGGGAUGA